Molecule: messenger RNA, 3232 nt
Organism: Candoia aspera
Lineage: Eukaryota; Metazoa; Chordata; Lepidosauria; Squamata; Candoiidae
Gene: PICK1
Product: protein interacting with PRKCA 1
Exons: 13
Coding region: 228-1460 (410 amino acids)
Biological process (GO): receptor clustering; regulation of Arp2/3 complex-mediated actin nucleation; dendritic spine maintenance
Cellular component (GO): postsynaptic density; synaptic vesicle; neuron projection
Molecular function (GO): protein domain specific binding; protein kinase C binding; phospholipid binding
Source: RefSeq, a predicted model, not a curated record
CUUAUACCUUCCUUAACCCGAAGCCUCCCGGAGUGGGAGGAGGCGGGUCUAUGCAAGCUGUGGGGGUGGAGGCUUCCGGGCAGGUUUGGCACUGACGUGGGAGACCCUCUGAGUCCCGCUGCCUUGACGGGAAGAGAGAACGGGCAGGUGGGCGCGGAGCUCGAGGCAGAGGCUUCCGGGGAGGCAGUGAAAUCAGAACCUUCAUAAAGCCAUUAAUAAUUAGAACAAUGUUUGCAGAUUUGGACUAUGACAUUGAGGAAGACAAGCUGGGGAUUCCUACGGUACCUGGAACAGUGACCUUGAAGAAAGACUCUCAGAAUCUGAUUGGGAUCAGUAUAGGUGGAGGAGCCCAGUAUUGUCCUUGCCUGUAUAUUGUCCAGGUAUUUGAUAAUACUCCUGCAGCUCUUGAUGGAACGUUGGCAGCUGGUGAUGAAAUCACAGGUGUGAAUGGGAAGUCAGUCAAAGGAAAAACCAAAGUAGAAGUAGCGAAAAUGAUACAGGUGGUGAAGGGAGAGGUGACAAUUCAUUACAACAAACUCCAGGCUGAUCCAAAGCAGGGAAAAACCUUAGACAUUGUGCUAAAGAAAGUGAAGCACCGUCUGGUAGAGAACAUGAGCUCAGGGACAGCAGAUGCCCUAGGGCUGAGCCGAGCUAUCCUCUGCAAUGAUGGAUUGGUAAAGCGAUUAGAAGAGCUGGAGAGGACCGCAGAACUAUAUAAAGGGAUGACAGAACAUACCAAGUGUCUUCUCAGAGCCUUCUUCGAACUGUCUCAGACUCACAGAGCAUUUGGUGAUGUUUUUUCGGUUAUUGGUGUACGAGAACCUCAGCCAGCAGCCAGUGAAGCAUUUGUGAAGUUUGCUGAUGCUCAUCGCAGUAUUGAGAAAUUUGGAAUCCAUCUUUUAAAAACUAUUAAACCAAUGUUGACUGACUUGAACACCUACCUGAACAAAGCAAUUCCUGAUACCAGACUAACUAUCAAGAAGUAUUUGGAUGUCAAGUUUGAGUAUUUGUCUUAUUGUCUCAAGGUGAAAGAGAUGGAUGAUGAAGAAUACAGCUGUAUUGCCAUGGGUGAACCUCUUUACCGGGUCGGAACUGGAAACUAUGAAUAUCGUUUAAUUCUGCGCUGCCGCCAGGAGGCACGUUCACGUUUUGCCAAAAUGAGGAAGGAUGUGCUAGAAAAGAUGGAGCUGCUAGAUCAGAAACAUGUACAAGACAUUGUAUUCCAGCUCCAGCGUUUUGUGUCCACACUUUCCAAGUACUAUGAUGAUUGUUAUGCUGUGCUGAGGGAUGCAGAUGUUUUCCCAAUUGAAGUGGACCUAGCACGCACUACACUGAGUUACGGCCAAAAGGAUGUCUUCACAGAUGGGGCAGAGGAUGAGGAGGAAGAGGAAGGUGGUGGAAGUAGAGAAUGCAAUAAAAAAGAGGAAGAAAAUGGAGAGAAACUCAUUGAUGAUGCUUGAACAUCUGAACUUAGCAAGAUGCAAAAUCCCUGCAGAGACUGAUAAAUUCUAUUUCUCUAGACAGCUUGUCCACAGUGACUCUUCUGUUUGUAGAAACCCAGCUAGGGAACCAAGAUUCUGUACUGAAUAGGGGCAUUUGGGUAAUGAUGUAUGCAAAAUCAUGCAAAAAAUUUCCCUCUUUGUCCCUCUGAAUGUGCUUUUCUCAAAAUCUCACUGACCUCAUCAAGAGCUAGUGGGAUUGAAAUGACUACCUGAAACCAUCACCCCAACAUGGUUUCCUGUGCAGAUGGGCUAUGAUUAAAUGUACAUCUCUUUCUCUUCCUCUCUCUCUCCCCCUCAGUAGCCUAGUAUCCUCAUAUAAAAAUGGCUGAACAUUUCGAUUUCUUAGGGUUUUCUAUUUCUAUCACUGUUCUGUCAUUUUUAAUCUUGAAUGAUAUUGCUGCUAGCAGGUGACUCUAACAUUAAGAGUGUUGACUUCUCUGCAUUGCCAUGGCCCUUAUUAAACAAAAUGAGAAGCAGGGGUGAAAUCAGAAAGGUCAGCCUUAGAAUGAUAAUUUAGAAUAUUGGCCAAGAUAAUCUGUCUGAAUGACAAAGCUAUCCUUAGUAGCAUCAGGUCCGGAUGAAGACCAAUGGGUUCUGGAAAUGUAAGCAAGGACAUUUUAACCAUAGCAUCAAGUUCCAUACGGAAAUAUCAGUCUCUUUGUAUUCUCAGCCCCAUUGGUCUUCAUAUGCAAUGAGUCAUGAUUGGCUGUAACCAAAUACAGUCUUUGAGGACCACUCAACCAGUCUUAUAUGCUCUCUUGCAUAGGUGCUGUGUUGCAUGAACUUUUCUAAACUAGCGUUAUCCAGUAAUUAACAAAUUGUGAAAUUUAAGACCUUGUACCAGGAAGGAACAAAUGGUAACUUAAAAGGGAGGCAUAAGAUGGUUGAGGUUAACAAUAAAGACAACCAUUUUAAGCAUUAAGUUCUUAAUUCAUACAAUGCACUUUCAUUAUACCUACACAUUUUUUUUCCUUUUUGAACGCUGCUUUUGUGGACAGAGACUAUUAUGAGCAUCCGCCUGGUGCCCCUACUCCCUCUCAUUACAGUCAUCAAUUCAGCAGCCUUAGAAAUGUGAAUGAUAAAUAAACUGUCAAAGGAAGUGGGGGGAAUCACUAAUAUUCUCUCUCUCUCAUAUUUUAUCGAAUACGUACAAUAUUCAGACAUGAUCUAAAAACACUCAAAAUUACAAAAAUAAGCCAGAAAUAAAAACAAAAAGAAGAAAAUUGUCUAAAAUAACCUUUAUGCCAAUGGGGGCAACCUACAGAAAUAACAUUAAUAUAACAUAUUACAUGAUGGCUAAUAAACAGUGCAAAUUUGACACUGCCGCUAAUAUUCUGUGAAGAAAUCUCACCAUCCUAUUUCUCAGUCUCCACAGGCUGCUGCCUUCCAGUUGCAGGUCCCAUCACCCAUAACUAGAAUAACACAAAGUUGAAGAAAGCUGCUCAAAAUCUUGUUGAGGUUUUAAAUAAAAUAGUCUGAUGAUAAAGUAUUGCCUUUGAGGGGAAAAAGGGGUUUUGUUCCUCCUUAAAUUGGUGUAGUUUGUGCCAACUGGCAAGAAGAAAAACUACAUGAGAGCAUUAUGACAAACAUGUUUCCCUUUGGUUUUUGCUUCCUGUUGUCUCUUUCUCUGUGUAUGACCAGAAGAAAGCCAAGCUGGAGUCAGGGUGAUCUCAGUGGGAUCUUACAUGUCAGAUGGAAUGACUAAUAAAAAUGUGAACUUUCUGCUUUUU